GUCAUUUUGAAGCACUUCUAAGACAACUUCAAGGCCCAACUUGAAAGCUCAGGCUGCGGUUCUUUUCGUGUCGCGCACUCGACAUUGUGUAUCGCGCACUCGACGUUGUGUAUCGCGCACUCGCGUCAUACAUAUGUGGCUAUAUAUAGCCCGAUCAGCAAAUCUAUUCAUUCUCCCUUGCGUUUCCGAGUCCCGGAGUUCUGUGGCGCCCACCCAAUGCUUAGCACCUGAAGUCAACAUAGUAGCAAACAUUGCCUCGAGGCCAGCGCGCACCCUAAUUCUCCAACUUCUUGUCUUACACUACUUUGAUCAUUAGCCUCAACUAUUCACCAUGAACAACCCCAUUCAAUUGGGGAACUCUGAGCCGAGGUCAGUUCCUCAUCCAGACAUAGAGACACCCAAUGAAACAAAUACUGCUGAACGCCGGGGCCGACCCCGUGGCAAAAUCUGUGGCUUGCUGGGCAGGGUUAAGAAUGGUGUUGUCAAAAAGAUUUCACGCUCAAAGUUCAACGAUUCACGCAGCCACAACCCCGCUCAGGAUACUUCUACUGUUGUGCAACAAGGCGCCGAUCCCCAAUCUGUGAACAAGGCACUUCAGGAUGCUGGUCAUGGUGCAGAUCAGAUGAACCAAAUUUGGGGACAUGCGAGACCCGUGUUAUCCGCAGGCACAAAAGGACCAGCAGCGCUCGAUAAUAUAGACAGCAUAGGUACCACUUAUCUUCAACCCCUCAGGGUAUUCGACACUGUGAUCGGGACGAUAGCAGAGGUGCAUCCGUAUGCAAAGAUGGCAUUGGGCGUGCUUUCUUGCGCAUCAAAAAUAAUUCUUGCUCAAGCGGAUCGUGACGAAGCGGUACUUGUCCUCUACAAGAAGUUGGGUCAAGUGUAUGGCUUCAUAACGCAAGACGACACGCUUCUCAAAAUUUCGUCAAUGAGGGACAUCUUGGGACAGAUCUCUCAGCAGGCCCUAGAAUGCGCUAAUUUCAUCAGAGAAGAAAAGCUUUUGUGAAUCUCCAACAAGUCAUUACACUUGACAGAUUUUCAAUUGACCCAAUCGUCGGCUCUUAUUCUGGGUACCACCCGCUUCUCAAAAGGCAUUCAGAUAUAAUCCUCGGACUGCAUUUGUGAUACCCAGAGGUGUUGAGCUUGAUUUAAGUCGCAUGGCACACGGCACACACUGGCAACACUGCUACAAGGACUCUUCAUCACGAUAGCCUCGUUCCGGUAAACUAAUUGGCGGAGCUGCCAGAGACACUUUGUGGAGUACGAUAUGGAGUGUACAGUUGAUCUGUCGUCUGUUAUAUAUGUACGUAGCGUUGCAUUUGAAUUCGGGGGGUUUGAGCGAGC
Suillus fuscotomentosus is the source of this 1344-nucleotide messenger RNA. RefSeq lists its product as uncharacterized. The transcript has 8 exons. Bases 332 to 1006 code for a protein of 224 amino acids. NCBI's taxonomy places the organism in Eukaryota, Fungi, Basidiomycota, Agaricomycetes, Boletales, Suillaceae. The record is from RefSeq and is a predicted model, not a curated record.